GCCAAAAUAAAAAAAAAUGUAGAGAAGCUGGUCUAACACUACUAUUGGUUAACGACGUUUGUGUCGUGUUCAUGGUCAGCGGGAGAAUUUUAUUUUGAUAGUCAAAAGAGGAGGUUGUAUGGGAUACGCCGGCGCAUGCGCAAUGCCACAUACCGAGCUAGCAGAAGAAACAGACAAGUUAGCCUCUGUUAGCUAAAGCAACGGUUUGCGGAUUAAACACUCGGUGAAAUGUUUCGGAGAAAACUGACUGCUCUAGAUUAUCACAAUCCCAACGGGUUUGACUGCACAGAUGAGACUCAGUUCAGGAACUGCAUCGUGUGGCUGGAAGACCAGAAGAUCCGACAUUAUAAGAUCGAGGACAGAGGCAACCUGAGGAACAUCCCCAGCUCAGACUGGCCCAAAGCCUACCAGAAGUACCUGCAGGAUGUGAACUGUCCGUUUGGAGUGGAGGCGAGGCAGGAGGCUGUGGACUGGCUGCUGGGCCUGGCUGUUCGCUACGAAUAUGGAGACAACGUGGAGAAGUAUAAGAACUGCCAGCCGCUGGCAGCCUCCAGCAACAGUGACAAAGCCGUGGAUCCUCUGGUCAACCUGGACAGUAGUUCUCCAGAUUUCAAAGCAGGAGUUACAGCUCUGUCGAACAUCCUCAAGAUCCAGCGACACGACGACUACCUGGUCAUGCUCAAGGCCAUUCGCAUCCUCAUCCAGGAGAGACUUUCUCCAGAAGCCAUCGCUAAAGCGAGCCAGAACAAAGAGGGUAUUCCAGUAGCUUUAGACAAGCACAUCUUGGGUUUCGACACUGGAGAUGCGACGCUGAACGAAGCGGCACAGAUCCUGCGCCUGCUGCACAUCGAGGAGCUGAGGGAGCUGCAGACCAAGAUCAACGAGGCCAUCGUGGCCGUGCAGGCCAUCAUCGCCGACCCCAAGACAGACCACAGGCUGGGGAAGGUGGGCAGAUGAGAGCGAGGACGGAGAGGGAGGCGAAGGGACUGAACCACGGGAGUUUUUAAUUUGAUUUUCAGAAGAGAAGCCUUUUCUUUUUGUUGUUCCAGUGGACGUGAUUCAAGUAGAAUUUUUUGUUGUUGUUGCAUGAUCGGGCUGUUUGGACGGGGAACGGAGCAAACGUGAGUCCUCAGAUGCUGACGCUUUUUGUGCAGCAGCAUGGAUUACAAAACAGUAGUCACAACUGUCCUCAUCUCUGCCAACAUGUUAGAUAACCAAUCGUUUCAGACUGAGGUUGAACCUGAUACUCUCCGGCCAUCAGCGCCUCUGAGAUAUUCAAACCGAAAGUUAUAUUUGUUUCUGAAGAAAAGAAGAAGACACGGUUAUUUUGAAGUGGUUUACGCUGAUGCUGUUUGGGGAAAAUACAGAAUCCAGCUGAA
Messenger RNA from Stegastes partitus (bicolor damselfish), 1379 nucleotides. RefSeq names its product RNA transcription, translation and transport factor (gene rtraf). The transcript is spliced from 8 exons. NCBI's taxonomy places the organism in Eukaryota, Metazoa, Chordata, Actinopteri, Pomacentridae. The record is from RefSeq and is a predicted model, not a curated record. Bases 229 to 957 code for a protein of 242 amino acids.